AUGCAGCCAGGAAACAGGAGACACAUACAUCCAGGACACUUCAGCGUGACCUAUGGUCGUGGAGGGCCUCCUUUGUGGACCCUCAUGUGGCUCCGCACAUCUGCAUCCUCACGGACAUCCGGGCCCUCACGGUGCAUCUUUAGCUCCACCUGGUGGUCAACACGGAAUUGUGCAGACAAGAUGGCGGCGGCCCCCGUGAGGACAUUGUGCUGUUCAGUGCUGAGGCUCUCCAGCAGGCAGUUCAGCACGACAUGUGGAGUACAGGCUGGAGAGAAGUGGAGGAAAGAACAUGGGCUUGCCCGAAGCGGUACAGAAUACGGCCCUCUGACAGAUCUGCCUGAUUGGUCGUAUGCAGAUGGGAGACCAGCCCCUCCAAUGAAGGGACAGCUGAGAAGAAAGCAAGAGAGGGAAGUUCUAUCAAGACGUAUCGUGAUGCUGAAUUCGGAGUUGGACAGAGGAAUAGAAAUGUGGAAUGAAAAACAACAAGAGGCUGAAAGAGUCAAGGAGCACAAGAAGUCUCUUUUACUGAAACCUAAAGGGAAAUUGUUAAUGGAGAAGAAAUCUAAAAGUUAGAAAAAUGUUGUAACCUUGCUCCUUAUUCUGAACAAUAUGUUGAUAUCAGCCUAUUGAAUAUAUUUAUGAGGACUUGUGGGUUUUCUUCUGCUGUAUAAUUUGUGUUUUUCACUCUUCAUGGAUUUCUGCAAUAAAUGUUCUGAUUUAUACUUUAAA
Molecule: messenger RNA, 729 nt
Organism: Epinephelus moara (kelp grouper)
Lineage: Eukaryota; Metazoa; Chordata; Actinopteri; Perciformes; Serranidae
Gene: mrpl52
Product: mitochondrial ribosomal protein L52
Exons: 6
Coding region: 1-573 (190 amino acids)
Biological process (GO): mitochondrial translation
Cellular component (GO): mitochondrial large ribosomal subunit
Molecular function (GO): structural constituent of ribosome
Source: RefSeq, a predicted model, not a curated record